Phalaenopsis equestris is the source of this 1441-nucleotide messenger RNA. RefSeq names its product probable RNA-binding protein ARP1. Gene Ontology annotation, molecular function: RNA binding. Lineage: Eukaryota; Viridiplantae; Streptophyta; Magnoliopsida; Asparagales; Orchidaceae. The transcript is spliced from 6 exons. Bases 249 to 1124 code for a protein of 291 amino acids. The record is from RefSeq and is a predicted model, not a curated record.
UUCCCUUUCCCUUUGCUUCUUUUUUCUCCUCUCUCUCUCUCUCUCUCUCUCUUUCUCUUUCUCUCACCUCAAGCCAUCACCAAACUGAUCGAUCCAGCUUCAAACCAUUCACAAAAUAUCUUCUUUCUUACAGAUCAGCAAUCCAACUUGGCUUUCCAAUUUGAAUCUGGCUGGAACAUAAUUGAAGCUAAAAGAGAGAUUAAAGAGAAGGAAAGGAAAAGAAGCAGAAGCAGAAGCAGAAGAAGAAGAUGACGCCAAAUUUGGCCAGUCAGUUUGGUGACACGACCUAUACCAAAGUGUUUGUGGGAGGGCUGGCUUGGGAGACUCAUAAGGAAACCAUGAAGAAGUAUUUUGAACAGUUUGGGGAUAUAUUGGAGGCUGUGGUCAUCACUGACAAGAACACAGGCAGAUCCAAGGGCUAUGGAUUUGUUACAUUUCGUGAGGCUGAGGCUGCCAUGAGAGCUUGUGUUGAUCCUUCUCCGGUGAUAGAUGGAAGAAGGGCUAAUUGUAAUCUUGCUUCUUUAGGCGUGCAAAGAACUAGACCACCUACCCCUCAACAUGGUGGAAGCAGGAGCUUUAGGGCGAUGAAAUCAUAUCAAGGAGGUGUUCAAGGUGGCAUGGCAACAGCUUUUCCUUCUCCAAUCACAUUCCCUCAUUAUGCCAUCCAUCAGGGCAUUCCCUAUAAUGUAUACGGCUAUUCACCUUACUCUCCGGACUACCCUUGCCCUACGGCUUAUUAUAAUGUUUAUGGGGGUGGGGCUGCUCAUCAUUAUCCAUUAUAUGGUGGGAAUAGUGGUGCAACAGGUAAUGGAAUGGUGACUGGAACAAAUGCUUUCUAUCCAUAUUUUCAGUUCGGUCAUGGACAUACAGGCUAUGGGUUACAGUAUCCACAGCUGUUCCAAUACUCUGAGAUGAGCUCAACAGCUGGAAUUACAGGAUUUGCAGCACAAAGCUAUGGAAUCUCCCCUGUUUCAUUGGCCCCAAGUACCCCGGCACAAGUUGCAGGCAUGACAAUGUCCCUCAUGAACACACCGUCUCUACCAACUCCAGCAGCAAAUCACCACUAUAGGUUUAUCCCUUCACAAUUCCCCACCGCAGCCAUUCGUGAGCAACCUUUGGCCUAACCACGGUUAAGUUUUUCAUCAUAUAUGUACUCUUAGCUCCUUCAUCUCUUCCUGUUCUAUUUCUUUUUCUACUCUUCACAUGAAAAUUAGACCAUGCAAUCCUUCGUACAAAGACUGGGAAGAUCAAAACCUAAAUUCAUGGAAUGGUUUGAAGCUUUAGCAAGCUCUGGGAUGGGCUAAAAGCUAGCUUCCAUGCAAACUCCUAGGGUUGGGGUGUUUCAUGAACAAAGAGAAACUAGAGAGAAAUUCUCUUUAUGGUUCCUUCAUUAAAAAUAGGGCGCCAAUAUUUAUAUAUAUGGUAAGCAAGUAUUUUUCUA